GUCUCCUUUCUUGCCUCGUGCGCUCUCGCUUCCAGUGAUCCUUCCAAUGGAGAAUAUGCUCUCCUCAGCCCCGCUGCCAUCGUCCCUCCCGGACCGCUUCAUCUUGCUGCCUGACCAGCGCCCACCGGCAUCAUCCGUUGCCGUAUCGCUGCCCGUUAUCGACCUCAGCCGCGGCCGCGACGAGGUUCGCCGCGCUGUCCUGGACGCCGGCAGGGAGCUCGGCUUCUUCCAGGUGAUCAACCACGGCGUCUCCGAGCAGACGAUGCGGGAGAUGGAGGAAGUGUGCGAGGAGUUCUUCCGGCUGCCGGCGGCGGACAAAACGGCCUUGUACUCCGAGGACAGGUUCAAGCGCAACCGGCUCUUCUCCGGUACCAUCUACGGCGAUCGUUACUGGCGGGACUGCCUCCGCCUUGCCUGUGCCUUUCCCGUCGGCGACACAAAGAACGACUGGCCCGACAAGCCCCAGAGUCUCCGGGAGGUUAUCGAGAAGUUCAUCAUGCCGACGAGAGGCGUCGCUAUGGAGCUGCUGCGGCUGCUAAGCGAGGGCAUGGGGCUCCGGCCUGACUACUUCGAAGGAGACCUCAGCGGAGGCGAUGUGGUCAUCCACGUCAACCACUAUCCGCCAUGCCCGGACCCGAGCCUGACGCUCAGCCUGCCGCCGCACUGCGAUCGGAACCUCAUCACCCUCCUGCUACCGGGCACAGUCAACGGCCUACAGGUGGUCUACAAGGGCGAAUGGAUCAACGUAGACCCCGUACCCAACUCCUUCAUUGUCAACUUCGGCCGCCAACUGGAGAUCAUCACCAACGGCAUGUUGAAGAGCAUCGAGCACCGGGCGGUGGCCAACUCAGCGCUGGCGCGGACGUCGGUGGCGGCGUUCAUCAUGCCGGCCGCGGACAGCCUCAUCGGCCCCGCUGAGGAGUUUGUUAGCAAGGACAACCCGCCGCGCUACCGCCCGGCCAUUUUUGGCGAGUUCAUACGCUGAUGCGCAUGUAAAGUUUUCCCAAUAAACGCGCUCUCUCGUGCGCGUAACAAGAAACCACCAGUGAUGUGUGUCGAUCGUUGGGUAAAAAUAUCUCAUGCUAGUAUAUACUCAUAAAAUAAAUCAACGCCCACUUACAGGGGCUGGAUAUUUUGUUAAA
Molecule: messenger RNA, 1142 nt
Organism: Triticum dicoccoides
Lineage: Eukaryota; Viridiplantae; Streptophyta; Magnoliopsida; Poales; Poaceae
Product: 2'-deoxymugineic-acid 2'-dioxygenase-like
Exons: 4
Coding region: 47-985 (312 amino acids)
Source: RefSeq, a predicted model, not a curated record